This is a messenger RNA of Psammomys obesus (fat sand rat), 540 nucleotides long. It is a transcript of the gene Smim11, whose product is annotated as small integral membrane protein 11. The transcript has 4 exons. NCBI's taxonomy places the organism in Eukaryota, Metazoa, Chordata, Mammalia, Rodentia, Muridae. The coding region runs from base 177 to 341 and encodes 54 amino acids. The record is from RefSeq and is a predicted model, not a curated record.
ACAGGUAGUUUUCCCGACGAGAUUGUGGAAGACGUGGUUUGUGAGCACCGGGCGAGGAGGCCCUGCCGCCUUGGGUUGUGAGGACGCCCAGCUCCUCAGGUCUGACCUCCCAUCGGCCUCUCAUGACUGUGUCCACCAGCUGCACUGGUCAGGAGUGAACUCACAACUGGCCCGCCAUGAACUGGAAGGUUCUCGACCACGUGCCCCUGCUGCUGUAUAUCUUAGCAGCAAAAACCCUGAUCCUCUGCCUGGCCUUUGCGGGAGUGAAAAUGUACCAAAGGAGACGCCUGGAGGCAAAACUUCAAGCUGAGAAGAAGCAGGCGGAGAAGAAAGAGAACUGAGGAGACAUCAGAGAGUUUUCUAUUUAAAUGUCAGCCCCGGUGGACUCCAGCAGAGAAGAGAGAAGAAAGAUCUGGCAAUUACUGGAUGUCAAAGGAUGCACUUCUGGCCAAGACCUUUAACUUAAAUGAUGAACAGUUUGAAUUUUUAUUGUUUUUAGAAGAGCCAGUAUUUUGCUUACUGAAAUAAAAUACAUUUCUU